Messenger RNA from Trichobilharzia szidati, 459 nucleotides. The record is from the annotation of a GenBank genome assembly. Lineage: Eukaryota; Metazoa; Platyhelminthes; Trematoda; Strigeidida; Schistosomatidae.
AUGACAAUAAUAAAACAGGAUGAAUUUCAAGAUAUCAAUCUCUCAGUAAUUGAUAAUGAUUCUGUUGAAGAUUCAUUAACAGCACAUACACAAGUGGAACAACUGACUGGUGAUAAUCAAUACUUUUGUGAUACAUGUCAAAGAAAAGUGGAUGCAUUGAAGGUGACACGUUUUGAAGAACUUCCACCGAUUUUAACACUCUCCCUUUCACGGUUUUAUUUUGAUGCAGAAAUAAUGCAAUCAGUAAAAUUAGAAAAAUUAUGCAGUUUCCCGUUUAUCUUGGAUAUGACAAAUUUUUUAAGUCGAAAACCUAAACAGAAAUUAAAAUAUGAAUUAUUUUCCGUUGUAAUUCAUGUUGGCGGUAGUACCGGAGGUGGACAUUAUCAUGCAUUUAUUAAAGAUCCAUAUGGUACAACAUCUACAGGUGAAAGAGACAGUCAAUCGGCAAGUAAUUUUUAA